This is a messenger RNA of Colletotrichum godetiae, 555 nucleotides long. RefSeq lists its product as uncharacterized. The transcript has a single exon. The record is from RefSeq and is a predicted model, not a curated record. NCBI's taxonomy places the organism in Eukaryota, Fungi, Ascomycota, Sordariomycetes, Glomerellales, Glomerellaceae. Bases 139 to 384 code for a protein of 81 amino acids.
GAGGCUUUAAGUAUUCUAUAGAUCGUAGGUCCGUAGCAAGACAAGAAUGCCGACUGCCACUGUUAGUUGUGAGAGUGAGACACAAGUUCGCCAGGCAAGGUGCUUUUCGCCCUUGCGUCGUCCGCACCUCAACUAUGCAUGCGUAGUCUGUACAGAGUGGUAGUCAGGGCCGUCGUCCCUUGGCUAUGGUGUUUCUUUUCUUUUCUCUCUUCCGGGGCGUGCAGAGUGUCUGCGAGCCAAAGCAUACCUACUACCCGGGCCGUCCACUCUGCGUCCCCCGUACGGCGUGAUACCUCACUCUUCUCGCGAGACCGUUGCGAUUUGCGAACCAGCGAGGGAACAAGUCCAGCGGGACUCCGGAGCUCACGGGAUGGAGACACCUAGAAUGACCGGGUCAGGGGCAGCAGGCCUCCUAGCGUUGAGAAGCGAGUGAGAAACGGCAAGCAUCACGUCCCCGAUUUUCGGUCCACCGAACGAACAAUUACAACUGAGGUACGGAGUAGUGCACGGAGUACCAAUACAGAGUCACCGUAUCCUGUAUCCGUAUCGUCGGAC